Molecule: messenger RNA, 932 nt
Organism: Helicoverpa armigera (cotton bollworm)
Lineage: Eukaryota; Metazoa; Arthropoda; Insecta; Lepidoptera; Noctuidae
Gene: Osi3
Exons: 5
Coding region: 68-730 (220 amino acids)
Cellular component (GO): membrane
Source: RefSeq, a predicted model, not a curated record
CGUACCAAUUGAAAUAUCGACAGAAAUUGUGUUAGUGAAGUGAAAAGACUAUAAAUAUAUCGAUAAAAUGAAGAGCGCGUACCUAUUAGCGGUCCUAAUUUUCGGUAUCGUGAGAGCGAGUGAAAUCGAUAAAGAGAAAUCCCCAGAAGAGAUUCUAAAGCGAGGCCUGACCAACAAAUGUGUUCAACGGGAGACAUCCUCGUGUAUCGCCAUCGAGCUGGUGGGCUACGUGGAUCGGAUGCUCAGAGCAGCCUCCUUCCAGCUCGGGGAAGAUGUCAUGAUUGUUGAUGAGAGCCACGGUGCCGCAGCAGAAAUCCCCAUCAAAUCAGAAACCCUCGCCAGAGCCGGUACAUCAUUAGAAGACCAGGCUCAGCAGCUGAUCAUGGACAAGCUGUGGUACUUCGUCAGCUCACGGUCCUUGAGGUACCGGCUGCUGAAUGACGCUGACCUCGUCAUUUCUGGUAAACAGGAGAAGGAUGGAAGCCUUGGUGUUGGUGUAUCCAUGAAACCACCAAAAGUAUAUGAAAGCGGCAGAGGCCGUCAGAAGCCAUUCGGGCCAGUCCUAGCAUUAGCCGCAUUGAAGUUCGGUCUCUUCGGAGCCCUGACUUUUAAGGUCUUAGCCCUCAUGGUCGGAAAGGCCCUGCUGAUUUCGAAGAUAGCCCUGUUAUUGUCAACCAUUAUUGGACUGAAGAAGCUAUUCUCUUCUCAGGCUAUUGUCAAAAAGGACUAAGUCAAUUGGAUGACUGACACUGAAUGGAGUAACGGCGAUACUUACCUCAACAAAAUAACCAUAAAAUGAGGCUUAUUACACAAUUUCAUUGCUAGGAAUGUUAAAAAAAAAGUUGGAAAAAAAUUGCAAAAAAAUGGAGAGUACAAGAAAAAAUCGUCAAGAGAUUUUGUGUGUGACUGUACUGAAGGUGUAUGAAAUAUCU